UAACAAGACCCGAUUAGUUGCGAAAGGCUACAAUCAACAAGAAGGUAUUGAUUACAAUGAGACGUUUGCUUCAGUAGCACGCAUUGAAGCCAUUCGACUGUUCAUGGCUUAUGCGACACAUAAGAACUUCACCAUCUAUCAAAUGGACGUCAAAACAACAUUCUUGAACGGGAUCUUGAAAGAAGUUUAUGUGGAUCAACCAGAAGGCUUCAUCAGUAAGAAAUAUCCAGAUCAUGUUUAUCGUCUGGAUAAAGCUUUGUAUGGACUCAAACAAGCCCCGAGAGCUUGGUAUGAGGAACUGUCUGACUUCCUGGUUGAUUCUGGCUUUUCAAAAGGAACAAUUGAUACUACUCUCUUUAUCAAGCGUCAUGGGUCUGACAUCAUCUUGGCUCAGAUCUAUGUUGACGACAUCAUUUUUGGUUCCACUGAUCCAGCACUAUGCACUGCAUUCAGAAGUCUGAUGCAAUCUAAUUUCGAAAUGAGAAUGAUGGGUGAAAUGAAUUUCUUUCUUGGAAGACGGAAUUUUCAUUCAUCAGUCCAAGUACAUUCAUGAUUUGCUAAAGAGACACGGUCAAGAGAAUAGCACCCCUGUGAAAACCCCGAUGACUCCUACUUGUAAACUUGAUACUGAUCUAUCAGGAAAGCCUGUUGAUGUUACCUCUUAUAGGGGAAUGAUUGGUUCGAUACUGUAUCUGACCUCAAGUCGACCUGAUAUUAUGUUUGCUACUUGUCUCUGUGCUCGCUUUCAAGCAAAUCCAAAGGAAUCCCAUCUCUCACAGUCCACACGCCUUAAUUUCUAUUCAAAACAGACCAUGUCACCCCCAAAUCCCAGGACCAAAUUCGAUGGGACGAAGACGAGAUGCCCAGAUUCAUCAACAACCCCAAACGGGGGAAGAUGAGGGCUGGCGCACCGUCAUCUACAGGGGACGACGGCAUCCCCAUCCCAAACGCAGACUUCAACCUCGCAAAAGUAUCGUCUCUGAAUUCAAUUGGGUAGAGAGUGUCAACAACCGGUACCAACAACUACUACUGGCCAACAAUUUUGAUUACGAAUAUGAAUCUAGUAGUUCGGCCCUGGAAAUCAAAAUUCACAGACCUAGAGAGGAACGCAAUCGAUUUGACAGAAACUUCAGCCGUGACAAUCGGAGCCAGAGGAUUAUGACAUUCAAUAACAGUAAGGCGAUAGGAAGCUCAAGAUAACAUCUUCAUCUCUGCGAUGAAGAGCCACCGCAGCUGGGAGGAGGUAGCAGACGCGACAAAUCCUUGGCAGAAGCCUCAUCCUGCUCUGCGCCAAGCUCUGCAGCUGAGAGACCCACCUUCGACAUCCAGUACAUCGACGAGGCAGAAAGGACAGACCCCAUUCUAAACCUCACAUGGGAAGACGUGGUCAAGACCAAUUCGGACAAAAAAAUACACCUACCAAUUAUAAAGCAAAGCUGACACCUAGGUCAAAAGGAAAGUCAACAACUCCUAUAGAGUCAGCAAGUCUGGAUCCGGCUAAAAUAUUGCCCUCUACGGAUGACUUAUUCGAGGCUUCAGAAACGUUCCAAUUUUUUGGAGAGGAAGGUUUUGAUUCUAUCAAUAUUGAAUUAAAGACCUUUAGAUUUGCCGUCACGAAAAAUGAUCUGGUCAUUUUGGAAUUUAAAAAAUCCUCACUGCAUAGGAUGGAUUUCAAAAAAAAUAAAGAGCCCGAGAUCUUCAGAUAUAUAAACCAUCUCUCCCGAUCAGAUAAUUUUAAAGAACACAGAAGGUUUGGUCCUAUCACGGUCUCCUCAAAUUGCAACAAUUCAGGGUGGUAUCUGAAGAUUGCUAAAGAAAAGGGUAGCUUCAUUAUAAUCCCCAUGGGCCCAAACAAUUCCAAUUUAAUUACUAUCAUGGCUAUAUUAUCAAAUUUUGUUGGACUGAGCAAUUUAGUGCAGGAGACAGGAAUGGAUAUGCUACAAGAAACCAUGAUUCUUUCGGAGGAACCAAAAUCUAUAUCAAAACUUAUUUUGGAAUCCCAAAUUCGAGAGGCUUACUCACAGAAACAAAACUCUCCUACUCCAGUAGAGCGGCCUCUGCCUGUCCAGGCUUACUCGGACGCUUCAGAUACCUUUUACCAAUCUGAUGAUUCUGGUUUCAUGGACGAAUUUCUGGGUCAUGCCACUGAAAAUGAGCGUCGUCCUCCUAUCUCAACUCCAGAAGAAAUUAGGAAAUCAAAAUUCAACAGAGCGAUCUGCAGAAAAUCCAAGUUUGUUACCGCUGAAAAUUGCCUACCGACAGAAAACCUAAACACGCAGCUCAAAAUCUACAGGAAACCUCAGAAAAAUAAAAGGCGGCACAGCAUGACUACAAGGUCUUAGGCCAGAGAAUUUCCUUUGGUGUAGUUUUUAGCUUUUUCUUUCUCUGUAUGGUUUUUUUCCCUUCUUUUAUUUUCUUUUUUUCAUUUCUCUUUCUCUGUACUAUUUACUUUUCCUUUUCAAUAAAAUUCCUCUCUUUAAAAAAAAAGGAAUCCCGUC
Molecule: messenger RNA, 2498 nt
Organism: Cuscuta europaea
Lineage: Eukaryota; Viridiplantae; Streptophyta; Magnoliopsida; Solanales; Convolvulaceae
Source: the annotation of a GenBank genome assembly